This is a messenger RNA of Amphimedon queenslandica, 2309 nucleotides long. RefSeq names its product filamin-C-like. The transcript has a single exon. Bases 97 to 2067 code for a protein of 656 amino acids. Gene Ontology annotation, biological process: actin cytoskeleton organization. NCBI's taxonomy places the organism in Eukaryota, Metazoa, Porifera, Demospongiae, Haplosclerida, Niphatidae. The record is from RefSeq and is a predicted model, not a curated record. Gene Ontology annotation, molecular function: actin filament binding.
UCAUGCAGAACUACACUUCCUUACUUUGUCCAUAAUCGCUUCUCUUUUUGAGUCCCUUUGCUGGUUUCCUUUGUAGCCCUAGACACUAUAAAAGUGAUGUCUGGUAGUAAUAGACCGACAAUUACCCAGGACGCAGUUAUGGCUGACAUCAACGCUCAAGCGGAUGACCUUCUUGCCGAGUUGGGGAUCUUCGACUCCAGUUCUUCUGCUAGCCCUGCUCCUCCGCCGCCUCCUCCUGCUACUGGUAGUGGACCUGCUCCUCCACCACCACCGCCGCCACCUCCAGCAGUAAAGGCGAGCCCCACUACUACUACUACAGGGCCUAGCGCCAAACCAGCGAAGACCAACCGCCCUGCCAAAACCAUGCAAGAAGAGUUGGACGAGGUGUUUGAUUCUGUAAUCAGCUUUGCCAACAAGGCUUCCAAUAGGAAAAAGACCCCGCCACCAGUGGCCCCUAAGCCAAAGAGAAAGACCCACGUCAGUUCUUACACGGUCGACAUCAAAGGCAACAAAGCUACUCCUGUGUCACAGCCUGCAGCAGCUCCUUCUACUCAACCCGCUCCAUCCCUUGCCCCUUCUGUUCCAACUCCUCCGAAAGGUUCUCCUGUCAAAAUGGCGAUAGUUGAACCAACAGCUUUUGGCCCGGGGCUAGAAUCCUUUGAAGUCAACACACCGGGGACUUUUGAAGUAUCAUGUGCUCCCGAAACCAGAGAGAAAGAUCUUGAAGUUAAAGCCGUGGGUCCCACCGGGUCUAAGAACGUCAUUAUAGAACCUCUUGGUACCGGGCAGUUCUCAUGCGAGUACACGCCUUCGGUAGCCGGUGAACACAAGGUCACCAUAAAGGUGAAAGGUAAGGAGAUCAAAGGCAGCCCUUUCACAGCAAACGUUAAGUAUGCCAGCUAUACUGAUAAAGCAGAAGCUUUCGGACCAGGCCUUGAAUUUGGUACCACAGAUCAACCUUGUCGCUUUACCGUACGACUUAAAGAAGAAGCCGGAUUCACUCGCAUGCGUGUACACAUACUUGGGGCAUCAAGAGCGGAGCCAAUCGAAAUGGCUGAAAUUGAGGACAACGCUAUCGAAGUGACAUAUCACCCAACGGCUCCAGGAGAGUAUACUAUACGUGUGCUAUGGGGAGAAGCACAUGUCAAGGGUAGCCCAUUCAACGUUAAUGUCACUGGACCCAUUAAUAAUGAUCCCAGCAAAGUAAAGGUGACCGGCGACGGGUUAUCGGGUGGUCAAGUAGGCGAACCGAUUAAACUCUUUGUAUCUGCUGAUGUUGGCUCUGGCCCAGGGCCACUGGGUGUUAAAUUGAUCGGUCCAUCAAAGCCGUCCAUUGUCGCUGAUGAUUCGAGCGAGGAAGGAGUAGAAGUCACGAUAAAAUGUUUGGAUCCUGGAGAGUACCGAAUGAUGGUAAAGUGGGGAGACGAAGAGAUCCCUGGCAGUCCCUUUGUCAUACCAGUCGGUGGUAAGGGAAGGGACAUCAAGCCUGAGCUUUGUACUGCCAUUGGUGAUGGGCUUACUCACGGGAAAGUGAACGAAUUCGCUAAAUUUAUAGUUCACAUACCUGAAGAUGCCGGGCCUGGUAGUCUGGGGGUUUCAAUCUCAGGACCUCAUCCGCCCAAACCAAUCGAGAUAAUCAAUAAUCAAGAUGGAACCAUGGACGUCAAUUACAAGCCCCUAGCACCAGGAGAGUACAAGAUCAAUUGUACUUUUGGCGACCUUCAUAUCAAAGAAAGUCCUUUCACUGCAAAAAUCGAAGGAGAAGCCGUUCGCAAUCCUCUCCUUGUCACAGCAAGUGGCGAUGCACUUAUCAAACCUGUUCUCUGUGGACAACUCGCUGUCAUUUCAAUUGUAGCAGGAGAGGGAGCUGGUGCUGGGCCUCUUAGAGCAAAAAUGGAAGGUCCGUCAAAAGCGGAUUUACAUCUUCAAAGCACUCCAGAGCAGACUUUUGAGGCAUCUUUCUGUCCUAAGGAUUCCGGGGAGUAUAAGCUGUACUUUAUGUGGGGCGACGGCAAUGAUGAUGAAUCUCAAAUUGCAGGCAGCCCUUUUACAAUUAAAGUGGAAUAAUAAACUGCGGUUCUCUCUGUUUUCCCUCGCUCUCUCUCUUUCAAUCUUUUUGUGCCAAAACUGGCUAAAUGUAGGGCUUAUUGUUAUAAUUCCAGACAUUUUUCAAUUGCUAACAUUAAUUUUUUUUUUGAAUUUUUGAACACAGAUAUGUGUAUUAUCAUUACAUUUUUAGUGUUCGCAAUAGACUAUGUAUGUAAUGUAGUAUAAAUUUUUACACUUAUUAGCAGUGAUGUUUACCCAUA